This is a messenger RNA of Rotaria sp. Silwood1, 1455 nucleotides long. The record is from the annotation of a GenBank genome assembly. NCBI's taxonomy places the organism in Eukaryota, Metazoa, Rotifera, Eurotatoria, Philodinida, Philodinidae.
AUGGGGUACAGAUGGCAGCCCUGGUAUAUACAUAUAUCUUUAGAUGCUACAACUAUCGCUAAAGAACUCAAUUUUAAUCUUGCAACUACUGAUCCUAAUGAACCCAAACCACCUCAUGGACCCGUUCGAAGAGCUCCCAAAACAUGGGCAAUCACUGCUUGGACACAUGUUUCAAGAGAGACAGUGAUGGCUGAAAUUAAACGACAAUUUGGCAUUGAAUACCUUCAAUAUGUAUGCGUAGCACAAGAAACAGGCGAUCUUAAUAAUAGACCUCAUCUUCAUAUACAAAUAAUUCUCAAAGAAAGAAAAGAUAAAAAAACAUGGUUUCUCGAUGAUAUUACAAAGACACACUGUAAUUAUCAAGUGACAGAUAAUGAUCGUGCAUGGAACGAAUAUAUAAAGAAACAACACAAUUUCAUUGAAUUUGGAACCUUUAAAUCAACAACAUCAUGGGCUGAAAAACAAUGGCCAUCAUCACCAUCUUCAUUCACAACAACACACUCAAGAGAUCACAAUCAAACAUCAGUACCAAGAGGAGCACCAACGGCAACAACAAAUGUCCGAUCGAAAAUUGACGACAACCAGCAAAGAAAAAAUGCCAUCGCAUCAGAAGCUUUUGAUAUAGCAAAAAUAAACGUUUACGAUGCAAUGGAUUUCAUCCAAAAAGCUCGACCAUGGGAUUUUCUUAAUCAUUCUCAAUGGUAUGAGACUGCUUUUAAAUAUAUACAUCUACGUGCACAACACGAAAUGGAUCGAACUGGUAUUAACAUUCGCCCUAAAGAAUAUACAUGGCCUGAUUCAUUUCCGGAUUGUACUCCAGGUCUACGUGCAGUCGUCAACCGUUGGAUAAGACAUCAUUUGAAACGUAAAUCCCGAGCUAAAUGUUUGAUUUUAAUUGGACCUACGGGCACAGGCAAAACAUCCUUUGCUAAAUCAUUAUCGGGUCGUUACAAUUAUUUCAAAGGUCGAUGGCGACUCGAUGGUUGGAAUGAUUAUGCAAAUUACUCAAUCUUUGAUGACAUCGAUUGGGACAAAUUCGAAGACAAGGGCUUUCCUGAUAAAAAGGAUCUUUUUACACAAAAUGGUCUUACAAAUGCAACUGAUAAAUAUAAGAAAAGUGUGGAAAUUAACAUUCGACAACCGGCCAUUGUUCUUUUAAAUCCAGGUCCACCUGAAGGUUCAUUAAGACGGGAACCAACAACCGAUGACGAACGACAUGUGGCAGAAUUUUGGAGCAAACGAAGUGUUAUCUUUCGAAUGGGUAAUCGAUGUUCAAAAUGUUUUUCCUAUUUAUCUAAUGAACCUUCUUUCUAUAUUAUUUAUAAUCUACGAAAUAUAGGUUCCAAUGAAUACUUUUAUAAGAAGCCAUUGGUUCCGACUAAUGAUGAAAAUCAAAUAUCAAGCAGUUCUACGAUUGUUUCCGAUGAUGAACUUAAGACUAGUGGUGCUGAGUAA